AUGCCGCCUUGGAGCGGCGACGUUCCCCCGGGAUAUAUUGACCCCAGCCUACUCUACCUCGGUGUCGACGGCCAAGUAUACCUUCGCACCCAAGAAGGAGCACACCCAUCUGAGGCGGAUCAGAGUUCAUCUCACGAAAGCGUCUCUUCAUUUAAUACCGACACCAACAGUGGUAACGAACACCGCGCCUACCGCGUUAACCAACUCGACGACGCAGCGCAGGGUUUCAAUUGGAGCAUGGACGCGGUCUUUGCAUAUGACGCCCAAAUUCGCACCGAACAGGUCCGCCGCCACCAACGGACUAUCGAAAUUGCUCGUCAGAUCUACGCAGCACGAGUCGAACAAGCCCCCCGCCCUGGCGACUUGUACUACGAUACUCCGGCCGAAACUAGAGUCAUCCCAUGGCCUGCAUCGGAGAGGUCACUCAGUGAUGUGAUUGAACUUCUACAAUUUGAGAAAAGUAUCACCCGUGUGGGAUGUCAGAGGUGGGAGGUGAUUAGAGCGUGGCUUGGAUGGGCGGUGGCUUCAAAAGAGAAGAGGCAUACGAUUCAGCUGGACCAAAUAAGAAAUGUGUACCGUUUCAUGGAUCAAGGGAUCGACGACAGUGAUCGAGCAGAUCAAAUAGAUACCGAUGGUAUCGAAGAUUUCAAAAUGGAAGUGGACGGAUCUGAGGCUGAGGAGAGGAAUCCCGCCGUGGCAGACGGCAUUAUUACCGAACAGCCAGAUAUUGGGAGACAGGUCUCAUUGAGCUUACUUCAAAACUCCCCACGACAGGACGAAGACAACCCAUCUUCCAGCUUCACUCCCCAAUGA
Morchella importuna is the source of this 813-nucleotide messenger RNA. RefSeq lists its product as uncharacterized. Bases 1 to 813 code for a protein of 270 amino acids. The record is from RefSeq and is a predicted model, not a curated record. The transcript has 2 exons. Lineage: Eukaryota; Fungi; Ascomycota; Pezizomycetes; Pezizales; Morchellaceae.